Molecule: messenger RNA, 5514 nt
Organism: Pseudomassariella vexata
Lineage: Eukaryota; Fungi; Ascomycota; Sordariomycetes; Amphisphaeriales; Pseudomassariaceae
Product: U3 small nucleolar RNA-associated protein 10
Exons: 3
Coding region: 1-5514 (1837 amino acids)
Biological process (GO): maturation of SSU-rRNA from tricistronic rRNA transcript (SSU-rRNA, 5.8S rRNA, LSU-rRNA); positive regulation of transcription by RNA polymerase I
Cellular component (GO): small-subunit processome; t-UTP complex; 90S preribosome
Molecular function (GO): snoRNA binding
Source: RefSeq, a predicted model, not a curated record
AUGACGACGGCUCUUGCCGCGCAACUUGCGCAGAUCAAUUCUAAUAUCAAGGAAGCUGUCGACCUCAAAGCUCAGAAGGCCGCCCAUUCCAAGUCAUUGAUAUUUGAGCCGAGGAUUGCAGCUACACAAAACUUCCAGACGCUCUAUAGUAUAUGUCGUGAAGGAUUCGACGACUUGUGCCGUCUCGAUGCCCAUUUUGUCUCGUUUGGCACCACGAUAUUCAGCGAACAGAGCCGGGAUGAGGACCGCAGCCAAAUGACCCAGGACGAAAAUGCAGAGCUGGACAAGAAGAUAGAGUCAUUUCUGCGCUUGGUCGGUAGCCGGUUGAGACUGAGUCCCGCCAUAAAAGCUCUCGAAUGGCUCAUUCGCAGGUUUAGGAUUCACCAAUACAAUACGGCCAUGCUUAUAGCGACAUUCCUCCCGUACCACUCAUUACCGGCCUUUACGACGCUUUUGGAUAUCUUGCCAUCCACGCUUCCCGCCGAAUUCCGAUUUCUAGAUCCUUACAAACGAUCAUUGACACAGCCUCCGCGAUCUGUUCUCGUCCACCGAGCCACUCAUCACCCCGAAUUUAUGUCGGUCAUAUCCCAGUAUACCUUGCAAUCAUGCAGAAGUCAGCAGCAUUAUCCUGUCUUAAUAUCCUUCUGGGCUAGCAUCAUGCUCGAGGCAGUAACCGGCAUGUUGGAUAUGAUGCGAUCUGGACGUCGUAGCGUACAGAAGAGCAACGACCAGGCGCUCUUACACCAGAUUGGACCUGUACUAAGCGAGGCUUUGGUGAUGGACAAAGUAUCCGAUCUACAGAUUGCCGCUUACAUGAUCACCGUAGCGUAUGUCUCGCAUGGAGAUCUCGACGAUGCUGUUAUCACAGCGUUGAUGGACCAGGUGGUUGAGGGUUGGACCCCUUCCACUGUUCGCCCUGGACUUGUCUGCUUGUCUAUUCUCGCCCAUCAUCGGUCGGCUAAGCAGACGUCUAGAAAAACUACCAAGGCAUUGCUUAAGAUUUCGGGACUCUCUGACAUGCUAGUGGUCAUAGGAAAGGAGCACACGGUGGAAAAACUCGCCUAUGGUUUCUGUGUGGCCUUGGUGGAUAGGCUGGUUAGGAAAGGCGAGGCAAAUGGGCUGCCCAUCGUCGAAUCGGUCAUCUCGAAACAAAUCCUCAGUGAGCAACAGCUCGGCUUUGUCGUCAAGUCUCUGAUAUUAGCUGCUCACAAAACCGAAGAUGAUGUUGAUGAUGAGGGUCGGGCCAGGAAAGCCCUUGCAUCAACUAUCGUGAGACUGUCUCAAGCAGCUGGAGACACGGGACGAGUAUUUGCGAAGACCAUCGAAGACACCGGAUUUGACGUUGAAGAACUGGAAAUGAAGCUGGGUACUGCGAUCCGACCAAAAUUGAUCGCGUCACAAACGCAGCCUGAAGCGAUGGACGAAGACCUAGAGAUCGCCAUAACGACUGAAGAUUUCAGCUCGGGAUUUGAGCGUCUCAACAAUCCUCCAGAAACACAUCUGGAUUCUUGUCUUUCGUCGUCCCCGCCCGACAUUUUUACGGACCUCUGCUCGCUUUACCUGACUGCGUGCAAUAGUCCAGAAAACUUGACAGCUUUCGAAACGGUUGCAUCACUCCAGAGCAGUCAGGCAACUAACGGUACAUUCUUCUUCACAUUCUUCAUGCGAAUCUGGUGUAGUCCUCGGUAUCCAGCAUUGGCACGGAGGAGCGCCUUACAGAUGGUGAAAGAGCGCCUUAAGUCGGCAGAUUGCACAACUAUUGACUUCCAGGCCAUGGUACCUUACUGUAUCGCUGCUCUCAGUGAUCCCUCGAAAAAGGUUCGCCGGGCUGCCGCAGAUCUAGUCGCUGUUAUAGAUGCACUAUGUGAACAACAUGACGGCAGAACACGAAUAACUUGGGGUCUCGAGAAACUCUAUAACGCUACGGAAUCUACUGAACGGAUGAGUACAGAGACAGCCCGCAAAAUGCUUCAAAACGUGGUCGUACCGAGCUUGGAGGAAUGUGUGUUGAAUGCUGAUCACAUACACGCCGUGGUCCAAAACGCUUUGAAUAGUAGCUCGAGGGCCUCUGUCGACGGAAGUGGCAAGGACAGAAAAGGCCAUCUCUCACAUGGGACGCGAUUGUCGGUAUUUGCUUUCUUAGCCGCCCACGUCAUUCAAACACCUCUUAUAAUCGUUAAACUACGGUUAUUGAAGGCCAUGAAUCAAGUGAAAGGCGUAUCGGGGACUACUCGUACGGAGCUGUUGCUACCACUGCUGCAAUGGUGGGUGUCUCUGCCUACAGAGACAAUUGACAGCAUUUGCAUUGCAGAGGAUAUUGAGCAGUCAACAAUGGAUGAGGCAGUCAUGGAUAUACUUCUGCCCAACGAAAGGGCCGGACUAGACUUUCUCCUGGAAGUGGUUCAGAAGCCAGAAAUGAACUCACGACCAGCUUUCGUACGAGCCGCAUUUGGGCGCAUUAAAAAAAUGUGGUCCUCGAUGAAGCUGGAUGCGAAACAUAAUGUAGCUGAAAAGUUACUGGAAUUGACUCUGGAGGACCCUUCAGGAGAUGUCAGCGCGGUUUCUGCGGAGGCUGCCGAUCUUCUCAAAAACGUUGAGCUCACCACAGACAUACUGUUGGUUUUCCUGGAGUCAUUGGAAAGCGCAGCCAAGUUAGCGGUGGAAUUUCCUUCGACCAAACGACGACGGUUGAGCUCAUCGGAAAACAUGCAAACCGACUUACCUCCAAGCAAGCGACGGAGAUCAAGCUCAUCUGCGUCAAAGCCGACGGAAUCUCUAUCUCCCUCUCACAAGCAAAACCGGACAAGCUCACUGGAGGUGGAUGGGCCCGUUGCCACCCAGCUUCCUCUAAAAGUGAUCCAGGCUUUGAAGCAAGUCACUUUCAUCCUACAGAUUGUUGAAGGAUCCGAACCCGCAAAGCACCCGCAGUUGCUUAACGCGUUAUUCAAUACCCUGUCCGAACUUCAGCACUUCCGAGCUCUUCUCGGCUCUGAACAUGGGUACCUUCAAAAGCUUGUACUUGACAGUUUAUUGGCCAUGAUGCCGGCUUACGAGAACGACAAGAGUCUCAAAAUUGAUGGGUCUGGUGGGUAUGGAGAUCUGCUGGUGACUUGCAUCCAGAAGUCCUCCAGUCCUGCGGUCCAGAAGACUGCACUCCUCCUCGUGGCAAGGCUCGCGAAUGUGGCUCCAGAUCUGGUGCUCAAUAGUGUGAUGCCCAUCUUCACGUUCAUGGGAAGCUCCGUUCUUCGCCAGAGCGAUGACUACUCCGCGCAUGUCAUCAACCAGACUGUGGAACAGGUUGUGCCGCCACUGAUUGCAUCGCUGCGAAAAGGCAAGAGAAGUCCGGUCGCAGGUGCCUCUGAGAUCCUACUGAGCUUCGUCACCGCCUUUGAGCACAUCCCGUCCCAUCGGAGACUUGGCUUGUUUGUCUCUCUUGUCAAGACUGCUGGAGCGGAGGACUUCCUCUUCGCACUAUUGGCAAUGCUGGUUAACAAAUAUGGCUUCACAGGUGAGGUGCUGAGGUUUGCGGGCGAAGUAUUCAACUACUUUGAAGUCGAAGUCCAGUUCCAGUCGUUGAUCAAGCAUGUAAGCCUGAUUGGGGACAUUUUCCAAUCAAAGCGUACGCUUUCUACCGUGCUGCUCGGUGCGGGCGAAGAUAACAAGCAGGAUCCGCAAAAGAUCGCGCUAUCUCAAUUGAACAUGCUGCCGCAUCUUUUGUCCAGCAGGAAGCUGACAGCCCACGUCAGUACAUUGGCCGAACGAGACGAUAUGGACGCUGCCAAGAUUCGUGAGCUAUACGCCAGCCUCCUGAAGGAUAUUCUAUCCUUGGCAGAGACUCUGAAGCCAUACAAGGCGCUCCAUAGUCGGUGUGGCGAUGCAGUUUCCAAAAUGCUCAACUUGUUGUCUAUUGGCGAAUUCAUCAAGUCGGUUGAGACCUUGUUGGAUAGGCCAGACGCUGUGGUCCGACGCAAGGUUCUUCGCGCCCUCCAGGAUCGAAUCGAUCAGGAGCGACAAGCCAAUGCAGCCGCGAGAUCCGCACUUUUGGCCUUCCUUCCACAGCUUACGGCCAUUAUCAGGGCUUCUGAUGACAUGCCGUACAAGCAUAUUGCGGUCGAGUGUGUCGACAAGAUCGCCGAGAAGUUCGGCAAGAAGGACCCAGAAGCCGUCACGGCUGCAGCGGAGACUAUUGCCGGUGACCAGUGCCUUGGCCAGUCUGACGUUCGGCUGCGUAUCAUGGCGCUGUGCUGCCUAGCAUCACUUGUGGAUGUGUUGCAGGAUGGAAUUGUUCAGAUUUUGCCAAUCGCCAUUCCAAAAUGCCUUGCCUAUAUGAAGGAGAGUGUUGAAAACGGUAGCGCAGACGCCGAGUUGCCCAAAGCAAGCUAUGCCCUCAUGACAGCGCUCGCACAGCACCUCCCGUAUAUGGUCUCGAAAUCAUACUUGACACAACUACUGGCUAUUUCCAGUGCUUCUGCCGAGCAUAACGUGGCCGGCGAAGCUCGCAUUGAAUGUCUCCAGUCGCUGGCAAAGCAGCUCGACGCGAAGCUCAUGUUCUCCGCCCUUGAGGCGAAUUGGAGUAUAGCUACAGAAUCGGGAUUCACAGCAACCAAAGAAUACCUCGACAUUCUUGGAGUGGCUAUUGACAAACACACCAAAUUGACUAUCGCCAAGAAUGGCCAGCUCUUGUCAACCAUCUUCCGCGCAGCCUUUGACCUGCGCAGAGAACAGUGCACCAAGAGUAACGAAAGCUUCACUCCAGGACACCUUAGCCGCAUCGAGGAUACAACCAAUGCCGUCGCCUUGCGCAUGAUCUUCAAGCUCAACGAUGCUUCAUUCCGCCCCAUCUUCUCCCAGUUGAUGGAUUGGGCUGUCGCCCUUCCCGAAUCCGACUCUACGGGCCGUAACCUCCGUCUGCUGAGCGUCUUCAAUUUCUUGAUCGCCUUCUUCGACAGCCUCAAGGCAGCUGUCACGAGCUACGCCUCCUAUGUGAUCGAAGCGGCCGUUGGUGUGCUACGGACCGCCAAUCUGCGAAACCAGGAACAAGUCGAGUUGUGGAAGAAGGUCCUUCACACGCUGUCCAAGUGCUUCGAGCAUGACAACGAUGACAUCAAGUUCUGGCAGGCACCGGCUCACUUUGGAGCCGUUGCCCCAGCGCUCACGGCCCAAUUUGCCCACGCCGCGGCGGGCGUUGACUUGUAUCAGGAUUUAUUCCCGGCCGUGGUCGAGUUGGCUGCAGCUGCGGACAGCCGUGACCACUGGAAGGAGCUCAACGGUGCUUUGUUGAAACACUUGCGGUCUGAGCACGCAGCGGUACGCCUAGCUGCCGUGAAGUGCGAGCAGGCUCUCUGGGAGCGACUGGGCGGCGCAGAUGAGUGGCAGGACAUGCUGCCUGAGACAGGACCGUAUCUGAGUGAGCUGCAAGAGGAUGAUGACGAGGAAGUCGAGCGGGAAACGCAUCGCUGGAUCGUGGUUAUUGAGGGCAAGAUGGGGACGCAGUUGGAUGGCAUGUUACAAUGA